Molecule: messenger RNA, 750 nt
Organism: Naumovozyma castellii
Lineage: Eukaryota; Fungi; Ascomycota; Saccharomycetes; Saccharomycetales; Saccharomycetaceae
Gene: DSE2
Product: Dse2p
Exons: 1
Coding region: 1-750 (249 amino acids)
Source: RefSeq, a predicted model, not a curated record
AUGAAUUGCAAAUUAUUUUUCAUUACUACCCUUUUUUCUUUCCUAUUAUCCGUCGUUGGAGCAACAGACGCUAAACAAAAUGCUAUUAAAUUCAUCACUUCCAAUGGUGUUGUUUACAGUUAUGCUGUCAGGACCAAAACUUUAAGACCUGCUACGGUUAUUGUUAAAACCAUUGAAUAUACCACUACUAGAGUGAGACAAAUCACUUUAGAAAACUCUUCACUAACUUCCACAACUGAUACAUACACAGUUGCAUCCACUAUUACUACAUCCUCGAUUGAAACUCCAUCAGUCACUGCAAGUCUUUUAGAAGUAACCGACUCGCAUUCUACUUAUUCUAGUGAGAAACCACUAGCUACAUUUAGUCUCUUAGAUGAUGCGUCGAAAGUAGCUACAACCUCCACCGUUGUCUCAACUCCAUCCACUACAAAGACUUUGAGUCCUGCUAAAUCUACUGAUUCUUCUAUUUCAUCCGUGACAAGUGCUGCCACCAUGCCAAAGCCAUCUAGAAUCACCUCCACAUUAGAGCCAUCUGGAACAACUACAACAACUAGUUACACUACCACUACCACUACAUCUUCCUCAUCAACCCCUACUUCACUUUAUCAAGAAAAUGGUACAUGUUACUUAGAUUAUGACGGAAACGACGAAUAUUAUAGUACAGUCUACAUAACUGGCCCAAGCCAAUCUGUUGAUGCUGCCACAACCAUGACUAGUACUAAAAUUAAGUACCUUACAUUGACUUUGUAA